Harpegnathos saltator (Jerdon's jumping ant) is the source of this 2362-nucleotide messenger RNA. RefSeq names its product Ionotropic receptor 68a (gene Ir68a). The record is from RefSeq and is a predicted model, not a curated record. The coding region runs from base 8 to 2350 and encodes 780 amino acids. Gene Ontology annotation, molecular function: ligand-gated monoatomic ion channel activity. Lineage: Eukaryota; Metazoa; Arthropoda; Insecta; Hymenoptera; Formicidae. The transcript has 10 exons. Gene Ontology annotation, cellular component: membrane.
CACAAACAUGGAUUUAUUACUUUUAUGGAAUAUGUUUAAUGAUGACGAGGAAAAUGAAUCUGAAUGGCAAAUACGUAGAGUAAGAAAAGAACAUAUUAAAAUUAAUAACUUUUAUGAAAACGUCGUUCUUUAUUAUUCAUUGACAGAUUUUAAAACAGAUUUUCGCAUCAGAAGAGAAACUUUUGAAGUAUUGAUACAACAUAUUGGACCAUACUUAUUGCAACUAGACAAUUGGCCUAAGAUACUACCGGAGAAACAGAUAGCUGUAGCCUUGUGGAUAUUUGGCAAUCAAGAAGUUUACAGAAAUGGUUUUAAACGAGUGCACCGAUGUGAACGCGAAACAAACGAUUUGAAAUGGGUGGUCGAACAAAUUAUAGAAGAAAUUGCAAUGCGUAGUAAUUGCAUAGUUUUCAUUACCGAUUCCACUUAUCGUGGAUUAAUCAAUACACCUACUGCUAAAGUGAUAUUCCUUAUGCCGAGAUACGAUAUAGCCGUACACGACAAUGAGGAUUUCUUGCGACCAAGAAAGUCAAUCGAAAAUAUGCUUAAGCAUAUAAAAGCAGCAAGUUGUAAUGCGUAUAUUAUACUAAUCGCCAAUGGAUUCUUGACGUUGCAGUUCUUACAAUAUGCUGAAAGAGAACGUCUUCUUGACACGCGAGGCUACUUUUUGCUCUUAUAUGAUAGUCGGCUUUUCAAAUCAGAUUUGCAUUACAUCUGGAACAGAAUCGUCAACGUAGUAUUUGUGCGGCGUUAUAGCACAUAUAGAUAUCGUUCGGGUGAACGAAUUCUUAUCGAGCGUAUUGACCUCACUACCGUUUAUUAUCCAUCGCGCGAAAGACACGUCACGGAAAUAAGGCACAUCGACAUGUGGUAUGACGGCAAAUUGCGUUACGGUAAUGAUCACUACAUAUCAAAAACUACGAAUCUUCACGGCAAUGACUUACGAGUCGCGGUUUUCGAGCAUAUACCAACUGUGACAGAAGCUUCACGAGAAUACUAUGAACAAAGCUCGAACGGAAACUUCAAGGCUUUGGGUGUCGAGUUCGAAUUAAUCCAAAUCAUAGCAAAAGCGAUGAAUUUCAAAGCGAAUUACUAUAUGCCGCUCAAUAUUGCAAAUGAAAAGUGGGGUAAAGCAGGCGAUAACGAUACUUACACCGGUCUUCUCGGCGAAGCGAUCAAUGGAGACGCCGAUUUCUUCCUCGGAGAUCUACAUUAUACGAUACAUCAUCUGAAUUAUCUCGACUUGUCCACAUCAUAUAACACAGAGUGUCUCACCUUUUUGACGCCAGAAGCAUUGGCCGAUAAUUCUUGGAAAUUACUGAUAUUACCCUUCAGACCGUAUGCGUGGUUAGCACUGUUUUUCACCCUGCUAUUGGGUAGCGGACUUCUCUAUCUGUUCGCAUUAUUCUACCAAAAGUAUAUAAUCUCGUAUAAAUACAUAAUCCACAUGAAGAACGAAAAAUUGAACAAAUACGACAUUUCGAAAGAUCUUUAUGAGUUCACGGACUUCCCAAGCAGUUUGUUAUAUACGUACAGUAUACUGCUUCAAGUAUCUCUACCACGUUUACCGGAUGCAUGGCCGAUGAGGAUCCUCAUCGGUUGGUGGUGGAUCUUUAGCAUUUUAGUGGCCGUUAUUUACCGCGCCAGCAUGACGGCCACCUUGGCAAAUCCUUUCGUUGUAAUGACUAUAGAUACCUUGGCACAAUUAACAAAAGCGUCAUUGCCUGUAGGAGGGUGGAGCGAGGAAAGCAAGGAUUUCUUUCUCGUCUCCACCGAUCCGAACAGCCAAGAAAUCGGUAGCAAGUUCGAGUUAACGAACAACGAACAGGAAGCUGUCGAACGGGUGGCCAAUGGAACAUUCUGUUACUAUGAGAAUUCAUAUUUAUUGCGACAUCUUCGCGCUAAACAAAUACUCGAGAAGGGUAAACAAAAGAAUAAAAGUGAAGAGAACAUCGGAUUGACUAUCAAGUAUAAUUUACACAUUAUGAAAGAAUGCGUCGUCCACAUGCCGAUUGCAUUAGGAUUAGAGAAGAAUUCUCCGCUGAAGCCACGUGUGAAUAUAUUGGUGAGACGCAUGAUGGAAAUUGGUUUAGUACAGAAAUGGUUAAACGAUGUUAUAGAGUGGUCAAAGAUUACCGAAUCGCAACAAGAAUCGGAAUCGGAAACAGCGUUGGUGGAUCUGUCUAAGUUGCAUGCCGCUUUCAUUGCUCUUAUAAUUGGUUAUUUUCUUAGUUCUAUAGUUUUGUUAUGCGAAAUACUACAUUGGAAAUACGUCGUUCUAAAAGAUCCCAUGUAUGACAAAUAUUAUUUGGAUAUAUUUUAUAAAAACAAUCAUAAAUUGAAAAGUUGAAACAAUCUUACU